ACGUCUCGAUUUCACCGACCACAUCGCAUCCACAUCCACGACCAAACCCAACACACGACCCUUCAUUCGGCCUCGAAAGUUGCGAACACUGAUCAACAACACAAAAUGGACGAAAAAGACCUCGUCCAGUACCUGACUGAUGAUCCGCCUACCGUUUGCCCACUGGCAAUCAAGCCCCACUUUGACGCCUUGUCACCACAGGAGAAGAAGUAUGCUCACUAUAUCAGUCGAGCGGCCUUUUCAGGGACUCGUGUCAAUUUGCGCCAGGUCUCAGACGAGUCAGAACCUUGACAGGACUUGAUCGUGGAUCUUCAUAAGCGUUCCAAUGGGGACUGGAAAGCAUUGCUGUCCGAAGCUGGCAUUUCCGACGACCAUUUGAAGCACUUCCUAUCAUUCUCUGCCCAGUUCUUAGGGAACACUGGAAACUACAAAUCCUUCGGCGACUCGAAGUUCAUUCCACGUAUCCCAAAAGAGAAAUUUGCCGCACUCGCGAAGACAUCUGAAAACGCUUCACGUCUAUUUCAGCAAGUCGAGGGCGUGCUCUACGACUCAAGCUCGGUGCCACAAUUGCAUCUAGGAUAUCCGGAACAAGGCCACAUUUCGACAUACUAUCCCGACUCUCCAGGCAUCAAGACUGCGGAGAUCGCUGCGAUCUCAGACUUCUUCAAGGAGAAACAGCUCAUGCCUGAGAACACUCGACUUCGCAAGACUUCUGCCGGGGACUUUGAGUUGCUCGUUGCAUCAGCAGUCACUGAGCCCGCACAACGUGAUCUCAAGGAGACGGAGUGGACUGUCGAUGGCAAGAAAGUCCGUCUUGUCUUCGGCGACCAUGCUGUGGAGAUGGGCAAGAUCGCUCGUAAUUUGGCAGAAGCCAAGAAGUAUGCUCUUAAUGGCGAUGAGGACAAGAUGCACGGAGAAUACGUCAAAGCUUUCCACGACGGAUCCAUGCUUGCACACCUUGAGUCACAGCGGCACUGGAUCAGAGACAAGGGCCCCAUCGUGGAGACCAACAUCGGUUUCAUUGAGACAUACAGAGAUCCGCACGGCAUCCGUGGAGAGUGGGAAGGCUUCGUGGCGAUGGUCAACAAGGAGAGGACCGCUGCAUUUGGCAGGCUCGUUGAGUCAGCACCUGCACAAAUCCCAAAACUCCCCUGGCCCGCGGCAUUUGAGAAGGAUCGGUUCCUGAGCCCGGAUUUCACCUCUCUCGAAGUCUUAACAUUUGCGGGCUCUGGAAUUCCAGCUGGUAUAAACAUACCCAAUUACGAUGUCGUCCGACAGACGGAGGGCUUCAAGAAUGUCAGUUUGGGCAAUGUGAUUUCUGCCGCUGCGCCAAAGGAACCGACACCCUUCAUUCGGAAAGAAGACCAGGAGCUGUGGGACAAGUACAAGGAUGCAGCUUUCGAGGUCCAAGUUGGUCUGCACGAACUCCUUGGACACGGCUGUGGCAAGCUUCUGCAGGAGACCGAGCCAGGCGUUUACAACUUCGACGUGAAGAACCCUCCACUCAAUCCAUGGACUGGGAAGCCCAUCGCUACUUGGUACAAACCAGGUGAGACUUGGGGUACAGUCUUCGGCGGCGAAGGUCCCAGCUACGAAGAGUGUCGAGCAGAGUCAGUUGCCAUGUCUCUGUGUCCAGACUACAGCAUCCUGUCAAUCUUUGGCUUCGGAGAUGGCAAAGAAGACAUCAACAGUGUGGCAGGAGAUGUGCUCUACAUCUGUUACCUGCAAAUGGCUCGUGCUGGAGUUGCUGCUCUGCAGUUCUGGGAGCCAUCCACGCAGAAGCACGGCCAAGCACACAUGAAGGCUCGAUUCGCUCUGCUGAACGUCUUCCUUGAGGCUGGCAAGGAAUUCUGCGAGCUGCGCUACACCAAGGACGAUCUUUCGGAUGUUGAGAUCUAUCUCGACAGGACCAAGAUUGAAAGCCAUGGCCGACCAGCCGUGAAUCGAUUUUUGCAGAAGCUCAACGUCUACAAGGCUACAGCAGACCAGAAAGAGGGUCUGGAGUUCUACAAGAAGUACACGACUGUGGACGAGUGGUUCGCGACUAAGUUGCGUCCAGAAGUCGUCCGUCAAGCCAAGCCGCGCAAGGUAUUCGUCCAGGCCAACACCUUCCUUGAGGGUGACAAUGUGGUCUUGAAGGAGUACGAUGCCACACCAGAGGGUUUGAUUCAGAGCUUCGCGGAUCGCGAUUACAUUUGAGGCCGCAGAUUGCGCGGCGGAAGAGCUUUAAUUCGGAAGAGCUGCUUUCAGAUAGCAGGCUAAAAAGCGUGGUCGUUCGCAUGCCAAUCU
Cercospora beticola is the source of this 2289-nucleotide messenger RNA. Lineage: Eukaryota; Fungi; Ascomycota; Dothideomycetes; Mycosphaerellales; Mycosphaerellaceae. The record is from RefSeq and is a predicted model, not a curated record.